Messenger RNA from Penicillium argentinense, 1710 nucleotides. RefSeq lists its product as uncharacterized. Gene Ontology annotation, molecular function: L-amino acid transmembrane transporter activity. Gene Ontology annotation, biological process: amino acid transmembrane transport. The transcript is spliced from 8 exons. The record is from RefSeq and is a predicted model, not a curated record. The coding region runs from base 1 to 1710 and encodes 569 amino acids. Lineage: Eukaryota; Fungi; Ascomycota; Eurotiomycetes; Eurotiales; Aspergillaceae. Gene Ontology annotation, cellular component: membrane.
AUGGCAUUUUGGCAGGAUAAGGACAAAAAGACAAAAGUGACGAGCGUGUCAACGAGCGAUCUGGAGACCUCUGCUAUCGAGAAUGGCCCUCCGAAAUAUAUAGCCGCCGAAGGUCUCAAUUCGACAACCGUGACCUACCAAGAUGCCUCAGGUGCGCCUGUCGAAUCUCAGUCGCCGCUCGGCUAUCAAGUAAGCUUUAUGGCUGCUCUUUGCUUGAACAUCAAUCAGAUGAUUGGGACGGGUAUCUUCUCAACGCCCGCGAGCAUUCUGUCUGGUGUUGGAUCCGUGGGCCUUUCAAUGAUAUAUUGGUUCAUUGGAUACCUUCUCUCGCAGAGUAUUCUUGCGCUUUACCUCGAAUAUGCCGCCUAUUUCCCUAGCCGAUCAGGAUCAGAAGUCGUCUACCUUGAACAAGCAUUCCCAAAGCCACUAUACCUCAUUCCGACACUUUUCGCAGCAAAGCACGUGGUCUUUUCCUUUGCUAGCAGCAAUGCAGUUGUUAUGGCACAAUACAUCUUCGGCAUCGGUGGCAUUGAAUACACAGACUGGCAAAUGAAAGGCGUGGCUGUGGCGGUAUAUACUCUGGCCUAUUUCGUGGUUAGCGCUAGCACAAAAUGGUCGUUGCGUUUUAUCGUUUGGUUUGGGAUACUGAAGAUCCUGACAUUGGUCUUUAUUUCCAUCGCUGGACUUGUUGUUCUAGGUGGACACACCCGAGUACCCGAUCCUCAAAUGAAUUGGCGCAAUGCCUGGGAGGGAUCAUCUGAAGCAACUGCCUAUGGAGCCACUAACGCCAUGGUGAAACUGAUCUUUUCCUAUUCGGGCUACGCAAAUGCUUUUGCCGUCGUGAAUGAGAUUCGGAAUCCCGUCAAAACUCUCCGAUGGAGUGCUCCGCUGUCUCUUUUCCUUGUGACGGCGCUCUACAUGCUUGUCAAUGUUGCCUAUUUCUCCGCAGCAUCAAGAGAGGAAAUGCUGGCUUCAAAGCAAAUUGCUGCAGGUGUCUUCUUUGAGAAGGUUUUCGGGAAACAUGGUGCCACUAGUGCCUUGGACGUACUCAUCUGCCUUUCGGCAUUUUCCAAUCUGCUGGCCGUUUUGGUCAAUUACUCUCGCUUGUUGCGGGAGACGGGCAGACAAGGAGUUCUGCCCUGGCCUAGAUUCUGGACUUCCGUGAAGCCAUUCGGUACUCCGAUCGGCCCGUACACGGUUGUUUGGGCACUGACCAUCAUCAUGAUUAUCGGGCCCCCUGCCGGCGACGCCUUCAAUUUCGUCGUCGAUCUUUCCACAUAUCCCACAAAUAUUUUCAACUUCCUCUUGGUGGUUGGAAUUAUGCUCAUUCGCCGGCGCAGAAAGGCAAUCAACCUGCCCAGGCCUGAAUAUCGCGCAUGGAAUAUUGCUGUCGGAUUUGCCCUUCUAGUUACUGUAUACAUGCUUGUCGCUCCAUGGUAUCCUCCAUCAACUGGCGCAACUGGGGGUGAUGUGAGCUUUUGGUAUGGGACAUAUCUCGUCGUUGGAAUUGGACUGCUAGCUCUCUGCGUCUUUUAUUAUUACCUGUGGAUUGAUUGGAUUCCCAAAUGGAAAGGGUAUGAAUAUCGGCAGAAGCUUGUGGGAUAUGAGGACGGUUCGAUUGCACACCAACUUGUCAAAGUACCCAAAGCCGAAGUGACCAGCUGGGACAAUGGUAAUAAUUAUUCAGGUCAUACUCAGGGGCGUGUCUAG